Pimephales promelas (fathead minnow) is the source of this 1946-nucleotide messenger RNA. RefSeq names its product forkhead box E1 (gene foxe1). The record is from RefSeq and is a predicted model, not a curated record. Gene Ontology annotation, molecular function: DNA-binding transcription factor activity, RNA polymerase II-specific; RNA polymerase II cis-regulatory region sequence-specific DNA binding. Gene Ontology annotation, biological process: anatomical structure morphogenesis; regulation of transcription by RNA polymerase II; cell differentiation. Lineage: Eukaryota; Metazoa; Chordata; Actinopteri; Cypriniformes; Leuciscidae.
UAACUCUUCAGGUUGUGUGUUCCUUCGGUAGCACAGCCAGUUAUUGACGGCUCACUUCUCUCUUCAACAUUAUGAAGACCACCAUCAAAUAAGGCUGUUUAUGUGAGUGCUUCCAUUUUUCUUAAACUCGGUCUUGCCAGAAUUGCUCAGAUUUAAGGGCAUCUCUGCAUAAGGACACACCUGUCGUUACAGAUGAAGUGCAAAGGAACUGAUAUUUCUGGUUAGGGAUUUUAAGGGCUGAAUGAUGACUGGUAUUUUUUCACCAAAACAUAUCCAGCAAGCAAAAACCACUCGUUACUCCUGACAAAGAACCAAGCGAUCCAAAACUGUGACAGACUUGAUUUCCAAGCGGUGCUACCGUUGGGAGUCAUUUUACCUCGAGUCAUGCCUGUGGUUAAAGUGGAGAGUGACUCUCCCUCUGAAACCACUCUUCCAGUGAAUGACGGUCAGAGAGCAGAUCCGCAAAGAGGGCGCCGGAGGAAGAGGCCCCUUCAGCGAGGCAAACCACCAUACAGCUACAUCGCCCUGAUCUCCAUGGCCAUCGCCAACUCGCCCGAUCGCAAACUCACCCUGGGAGGGAUCUACAAGUUCAUCACAGAGAGGUUUCCUUUCUACCGAGACAACUCCAAGAAAUGGCAGAACUCCAUCCGCCACAACUUGACACUCAACGACUGUUUUAUCAAGAUCCCUCGAGAGCCUGGUAGACCCGGAAAAGGCAACUAUUGGGCACUGGACCCCAACGCUGAAGACAUGUUUGAGAGUGGUAGCUUUCUAAGACGCCGAAAGCGAUUUAAACGCAGCGACUUCACUACGUAUUCAUCGUACGUGCACGAGUCUCCCGUCUUCUCACCAGUCCAAAUUGCACGCUCAGCCUACGCCAACUCGGUCUACUCUAACAUGAGUCCGCCAUACACACAACAGCUGCCUUCCUCCUACUACCAGGCCUCCACUCCAAGCUUCGGCGGAAGUCAGUCGAGGGUCUUCAGAAUCAACUCCCUCAUUGGGUCGCCAAGCAGGAUGGGCCAGAGCGCAGAAAUGAUUCCUCAGCAGUCUUGCCGCAGUUUCAGUCCAGAGAGUGGCUCCUGCCAUUUGGGUGGACCAGGCUUCCAACAUCAGCCCUGCAGCGGGGAGACGGUGCUAUCCUGCUGUUCUAGCUCCUCAAACAACAUGGCAUUUGCCUACUCCAGCCCGGGACAUGGACAAACUCAGGUAUCAUAUACACAAGGCAGCACCCAGGCUUAUGGGCCAACAGGGAGGAUGGCCAUCUCCAGUUUGUCUCCCAUUGCUGGUGAUGCUGUCGGGGACCCGUAUGGUAGAACCUCCCCUGCACAGCUGGGCUCUUUUGUUCAAUACAAUAACUCUGGUCCAGUAGGAAACUCGGGAGCCUACAUCAGGCAUCCAGCUUACUCGGGUAAUAUGGACAGAUUUGUGUCUGCCAACUAACAAAGAUCAAGGAUCUUUUCCCAUAGCGAGAACUGCUGUCACAAAGGAACAGAUUUGGAAAGACGAUUUCAGUGACUAUGAAAAACAUUGUGAAAAACAACUGUGAUAUUUAAAAUGUUGUUGUUGUUUCAUUGUGAUUGCCUCCAUAUAGUACAUUGAAAUGUUAAUGAUCUCAAUUCACACAUACAGACCUUUUGAAAAAAUGUUUACAAAUUCCAAUUUUUUUUAAAACAUUGUCUAAGCAAGGUGUUUUUUAAUUAUUUGUGAAAUGUGUUCAUAUGUUUUAUACAUGCUUUUCUUAUUUCCAUCUGUGGUAAAAGUAUAAAUACUUCCAUUUACUUUUCAUUGAAUUACGUUACUACAUUUACUUAAAUCAGUGGUAUAAACAUUUUCUUAAAGAGGCUGUGUUGCUGGAUCUUUCAGAGAAUGAGGAAAUCUUUUUUUUUUCAAUUUAACAUUGAAUAUAUACACACUAGGCUCUAAAUAAAGAAAAUCAUAAAAUA